CGCAAACAAAGCGCAAUCAGUUCAGUAGGCAUCAAAAUGGUGAUCACACGGCGACAUUUCAAUGGGAACACAGUUUUUUGGCUCCUGUUUCUGGCUUCCAACGCUUCAGCACAAAUAAACCUUUUCUUAUCACCUGAUCAAACGAAGGAGAUCAUCGGUCUGGAAAGUGAAAUAAGCUAUAUUCGUGAUGGAAAAGCCAAUACCAAUGCUAUAAAUUAUGAUCUCCCAGUGCCAUUUGAUGUCAACAAAAUUGUAUUUACAUGGCAGAACUUCUUGGGACCAUUUCGCUUAAGGCAAUCAGAGCUUGUACCAGCCAAGCCCCUCCAGACUGUUGUUUAUACCUUCAAUGUUUCAUCUGGAGACAUAACAAUUUUGCCUGAGCCAUCUAUUAAUAUAACCAAGAGUGGAAGUAUACCAAACAAGCCAUCAAGCUUUGCAAUAGGGUUGAUGUGCAUCAAAGGUAAAGAAGGAAAUGUUCCUGUGCGAAUUGGAUUGACUUUAACUGACUUCAAUCAAACAGCUGAGAAAUAUAAUGUCAGAACCUUGGACUUCAAGUUUAUCAAAAUCUGCAGGAAAGGUUUCCAGCCAGCACCAGCAAAAGAAACCCCAAAGAAAAGAAUCAAGAAAGGUGCAGCAGAAAUUGAUAAGACCAGCGUGUUUUACAUAGCAGUGGGAGUGGCCUGCAGUACGAUUUUGAUCAUAGCCAUUGCUGUUGCUACAUUGCAUGUUCAAUCGAUGCCAAAAAAUGUUGACCCAGGGAAAGAAUUCAAAGAUUAUAUGUCACAAAGUGAUACUACUAGUCAGGGGCAUGGUACUACAUCAAGGAUUUCCCAUCCUGUUGGAACAUUGAAUUUCCAGGUUGAAAAGCAGAAGAAGGACAUCCGUGCACGUAUGAAGGAUAUUGAAAUUUCAAAGAAUCUGCUUACAUUAGGAAAUGUUGUUCAGGAAGGCGCAUUUGGAAGAGUUUAUGUUGGAUCACUGUUGAGUAGUGAAAGUGGCGAAGAGCAAAAAGUUUUUAUCAAGACAGUAAAUGAUCAAGCUUCGCCGGAGCAAGUCAAUCUGUUUUUAACUGAGAGCAGUCUUUUGAAGAAGACCAACCACAGAAACGUGCUACCAGUAAUGCAUGUGGUCCUUGAAGAUGGAAUGCCUCCACAAGUCAUACUUCCCUACAUGAAUAGAGGCAAUCUUAAGAACUACAUGCGGCUCUCUCGAACGGCGGAGCCUUUAACAAAGACUCUGACAACAAGAGAUAUUGUUUUCAUGGCAAUACAAAUUGCGCGUGGCUUACAAUAUUUGGUAAAAAGAAGAAUAUUCCAUAAAGAUGUUGCAACAAGGAAUUGUGUGGCUGACGAGGAGUACCGGGUGAAAAUAACAGAUAAUGCAUUGGCACGAGAUUUCUUUCCUGGUGACUAUCAUUGUCUUGGUGAUAAUGAGAACCGACCUGUCCGGUGGAUGGCCGUAGAAAGUCUGGAGUUUAAUACUUAUAGUCCCGCUAGCGUCGUGUGGUCCUAUGGUGUGCUUCUUUGGGAACUUACCACACUCGCCCAGACGCCAUACGCAAAUGUUGACCCAUUUGAAAUGCUACGUUACUUGAAAGCGGGAUUCCGUUUGCCGCAACCUCUAAACUGCCCCGAUGAUCUGUUCACUGUAAUGGCUUGCUGCUGGGCACUGGCAACUGAAGAACGACCACAUUUCAGCCAGGUUGUCACCUGCUUAGAAGGCUUCUAUAGCACUUUAAAUGCAUUCAUCUAAAUUGGUGAACGCUGCUAGUAAUUCGUAAACCAGGUAUUACAUGCAAGUGCUACUGCCUCGAGUAUUUGAUGACGGCUUUGGCUACCAGCUCAAUACCACGAAAUGGAUUGUCAAUGAAACGUGCGCUAAAGUGUUCAAAGUCGCGUACACUGAGAGCUAUUCGGAUUGCGUAGCUAGCACAGAACUUGCAUAGACAAGCCUGGCAAUGAGAAGAAUACAUUGAUAUACUGCGCUCUUUUGCGAGCUAAAGUGAUGGAAGAUAAACGCAAGAUUAUUGUUGACGUCAUCGUUUGUUUGAGAUAACACAAAGAGCAAACCAAGGCUCUUUUAUAUUGGGUUACCUAUAAAAACUCUGUACAGUAGUUGGUAACACACGUAUGUAUUGCUGGAACGCUCUGCGAUAAGCUCUUGGUUUCAAAGGAGUCAUACGUUUUAGGGCCUUGUAGUAUUAUGAUUAUACAUUUUAAUUUCGUUUUAGAUUGGAGUUAGCAAAUUCCAAUUUUAUUGUAUUUUAGAUUUUUAGGUAUUUGUUUAGUGUAUAUUUUUCAUGUUUACAAGUUGUAUGCUAAUGCGGUUAAGUAUUUACUCAGAAAACCAGUCUUCCUGUAUUUGGCUCUUCCUGGCCCAUGUCAAAUCAACUGUCAAGAUUUUGUUUGAUCCAAACAAGCAUAUGCACUGAUAUUUUUUCUAUAAGAUUUAAACGGUGCUUCGAAAUCUUACUAUGCUCCAUUCAACUGGUCAAAAAUUGUUCCUUACCGAAAGUCAUAUUCUCCUAUGAUAUAGUGAAAGAUCCCCAAUACGUACCAGAAAAGAACCAAAAAUCUUUGAUGCCUCCUCUUUUUCUGUAAAUAGUCCUUUAUAUUUUCUGAAAAUAAGUUUCCAGACUUGGAUGAAAGUAAUAUUUAGAAUUUAAAAUCCAUUCAGUUUCGAGUGUCCUGUUACGAACGAUGAAACAAACUUUCCCCGCACUUUAGUAGAAAUUGGCGUUAAUUUCUAAAGUCUUUAUCAUCAAAUGGGAUUCAAAUUGUGGUUGAUAAUAAAUCUAUUACAAUCUAGAUUAACUCAAAGUGUGCGACUGUUGUUGUGAUUGUUACUUUGGAUGAUCCAUGAUGCUUUCAAUAAUGGGGCUCGUUGUCAAGGCUACCAUCAUAACGAAAUGCUAAUACUUUCAAAAUGAUCAACGGAGUAGUGGUGUUUUGGUUCAUUGUAACUAUAUAAAUGUUUGUCUUGUUAUUAUUUGAAUAAAUUCUUAGUUGUAUGCAUUAAGGUAAAAGUAUGUAACUUAACAUUUUUCUAUUUUGUGUAUCAUAGGUAAAGUAGCUUAAGUUAAUUUUCCUUCCACUGUUCUGUGGGAAUCGUUCGUGUGAUGCCGUUUUAAUGCGUGUUUAUAAAUUAUUUUGUAAGGUUGAAAUAUUUGUUGAAACAGGAAGCUUUGUAUAUGACAA
This is a messenger RNA of Rhopilema esculentum, 3197 nucleotides long. RefSeq names its product inactive tyrosine-protein kinase RYK. Lineage: Eukaryota; Metazoa; Cnidaria; Scyphozoa; Rhizostomeae; Rhizostomatidae. Gene Ontology annotation, molecular function: protein kinase activity; ATP binding. The record is from RefSeq and is a predicted model, not a curated record. Gene Ontology annotation, cellular component: signaling receptor complex; plasma membrane. Gene Ontology annotation, biological process: positive regulation of phosphatidylinositol 3-kinase/protein kinase B signal transduction; positive regulation of neuron projection development; positive regulation of kinase activity.